Molecule: messenger RNA, 789 nt
Organism: Lobosporangium transversale
Lineage: Eukaryota; Fungi; Mortierellomycota; Mortierellomycetes; Mortierellales; Mortierellaceae
Exons: 2
Coding region: 1-789 (262 amino acids)
Source: RefSeq, a predicted model, not a curated record
AUGGUUUUCAAUGGGCUAGAUGAGGGUGAUACUCUAGAGAUCCAGAAUCGACGAGCUUCUCCUUCUCACUCUCCUGAUCCUCCAGUCAUCUCGAAUGUAGAAGCGGCUGCGAAGCCUGCUUCGAGUAGCAUGUCAUCUACACAAACGGAGAAUACUAGCUCAAAUGUGUCCUCGUCACUAUCGAUGAGCAAGCAGAUUGAAACCAUUGUAAUCAAAAUUGAAGAUGAUGAAGAUGACAAUACGACCCUAAAUAAGGCCAAGCCUGAUAAUAUUGAGGUACGCACAUUCCAAAGCGAGGCAUCUGUCGGAGAGCUGUUUGGACAUCGAUGGAGGACCGAGCCAGUGGUCGGAUAUACACUAGUACAUUUUGGAGGCUCUGAUCGUACCCGAAUGGUUCCUAUGAACCCUACAGUCCCAUCCCUGACUGUCACAUUCAAUCGUUCUGAAGAGACGAUCACAUUCUCGUUUAGAGUCCUAGUGAAUGGACUAUGUUUGUUAUCUUCCGGAGGCGGCCCUCCUGCUCUACAUAUGCCAGAAAUGGCCGAUGAUGAAGAGGAAGAAGAAGAGGAAGAAGUCGUCGUAGUCCCUGAUAACGAUAAGGAUGAUGUAUCACCAUCGCCUCCUGGAACAGCUAGCUCAGAUGCUCCUACAGACACUAAAACUGCAACUAUUUCAGCCUCAGACUAUCCAGAAGCGGCGUCUAUCGCCGAUACUAACAUGGAUACGGAUGUGAAUGCAAAUGCAGGUGUAGAUAUGUCUAUUAGUGAAUUGGCCACCAAUGAUGAAUAA